This is a messenger RNA of Leguminivora glycinivorella, 5063 nucleotides long. RefSeq lists its product as uncharacterized. NCBI's taxonomy places the organism in Eukaryota, Metazoa, Arthropoda, Insecta, Lepidoptera, Tortricidae. The coding region runs from base 88 to 4950 and encodes 1620 amino acids. The transcript has 6 exons. The record is from RefSeq and is a predicted model, not a curated record.
AGGAGAAAAACUAUUGUCUAUGGCAAUGACGAUGGUAAUGUUUCAAUAACUGGCGUAUUGCCAGCUAAUAUCAUUGAUGAAGCUAAAAUGAAGGAUCAAAGAAAAACUAUAGUGUUUGAUGAUAAAGAUGGACAUGUGUCUAUGACUGGAGUUCUAACAGGCAAUGUCAUUGAUGAAGUAAACGUUCCACCAAACAUAGAUAGGAGAAAGACUAUUGUGUACGAUGAUAAUAAUGGCGAUGUGUCUGUGACAGGCGUUGUGCCUACUAAUAUAAUUAAUGAAGCGAAAAAACAAAAUGCAGAUUUUAGGUCAAGAACGGUAGUUUUUGGUAACAACGAUAAUGACUUAUCGAUGACUGGAGUAGCGACAGCGAGUAUACUUGAUGGAGCCAAAGUUACUCAAAAACCAAGUGCAGAAAGAAGAAGAACUAUUGUAUACAAUGAUGAUGAUGGAAAUGUGUCCAUGACUGGGGUUCUUCCAGCAAAUAUUAUCGAUGAAACAAAUGUACAACAGACAACUGAACGCAGAAAGACCAUAGUUUACGAUAAUGAUGAUGGGAACUUGUCUAUGACCGGGGCUGUACCAGCAAAUGUAAUUGACGAAGUUCAACAAAUGGAUCGCAGAAAAACUGUAGUUUUUGGAAAUGAUGAUGGAAAUCUAUCUAUGACUGGUGUAGCACCAAUUAAUAUAGUUGAUGGAGCCAAAGAGCCUAACGAAGGUCGCAGAAAAACAAUAGUCUAUGAAAAUGGUGAUGAUGUUUCCGUUACUGGGGUUGUACUUGUUAAUAUACUUGACGCAGUAACUAAAGAGCCUGAGGCAGAUCGGAGAAAAACAAUAGUCUAUAAUGAUAAUGACGGAAAUAUUUCUGUCACUGGAGUAGUGCCAGCCUACAUAAUUGAUGUAGCAAAGGAAACGGAACCUAAAGGGGAACGCAGAAAAACCAUAGUUUAUGACAAUGAAGAUGGUGAUAUUUCUGUAACUGGAGUAGUCCCAGUCAAUAUAGUUGAAGCGAGACAAAUGCAUGCUGAUCGUAGAGACACAGUAGAUGAUGUAAAGGUGCUACUUGUAAAUCCAGAACGGAGAAAAACAAUAGUUUACGACAGGGAGGAUGGAGAGUUAUCCAUGACUGGCGUUACACCAAUUAAUAUACUUGAUGGGGUAAAUAAACAAACUACAGAUAAUAAAGAAACUGAAGUAUAUGCAAAUGAUGAUAGAAAUGUACCUCUAACUGUAGCAGCAUCAGAGUUGUUUGAGGAUGCCAAUGAACAUCUCGACGAACAAGCGGCUGAGCCGUGCACGGAACGCAGAAAAACUGUUGUUUUUGGUGAUGAUGAUAACAAUGUGUCUAUAACUGGAAGAGUUCCGGCUAACAUCAUUCAAGAAGCUAACAUUGGCCAAUCAGUAAAUGAUGAAUGUAGAAAAACUAUUGUAUUUGAAAAUGAAGAUGGAGAUGUAUCUAAGACUGGCAUUAUACCAACAAAUAUAAUUGGUGAAGAAAAUGUUAUACCACCGUCUGAAAGUAAUCAAAAAAGUGUUGUUUAUGACAAUGAAGGCAGUACUGUGGCUGCAGCAGGCCUGCUUGAUAAAGAAGAUGGUGAUGUUGAAAUCAUUCAACCUUCCAAUACGGAUAGCAGAAACACCGUUGUUUUUGAAGAUGAUGAUGAUGGAAAUAUGUCUGUUACAGAAGUUAUUUCUAAUAACGUUGAAGAAGAACAAUCUAUACAAGCGUCAUUUGAAAGCAGAACAACCGUCGAUUUCGAGGUUAACGACGUGUUCAUGACUGAUUCAGUUCCAAAUAUAGUGCCAGAAAGUACUAACAUUGAAGUACCAGAGACACCUACAAGUUUUAUUGAAGGGGCUCAAACUCAUAAUAAUAAAAUUGAUGUUUUCGAUGAUGAGGAGGAUGAUAAGAUUGAAAUGAUAGACGCAGUUACGAUACCAAAACUAAUAGAAUCUUUUGAAGAAGAAGAUAUAUCUAUGACGCAAGAUGAACCACAGUCGCUAAAGAAUCUUGGUUCAACCACAUUUAACAAAUCAGCUAAUCAAGAUAGGACUGCAGCCAACAAAUCUUUGGCCGACCAGUUACUUUCCGGCAUAGAUAACCCAGCCGACCAAACGUUUGAUAAACCUGGCGUUCCAUUCUCAGCUACCAUAGACAAGUCUCAGGCUGAACAAGUUUUUGCCACUUUAGAAAAGUCUGUGGCUCACCGGGAGCAAACUUUCAACAAAUCUGUAGUUGCUCCCCUUUCCACCACAUUCAAUAAGUCUUCAACCGAUGUAACAAAUAUAGAAGAAAAGCAUUCAGCUACAUUGAACAAAUCUUUGGCCAACCAAGACAUCACAAAUAAAUCAUCAUCCGGUCAAGACCAAACAUUCAACAGAUCUUUGGCUGCCCAUUCAAUAUCCAUGAACAAAAUCCUAACUAGUAAUGUUUUAGUGUACGGGGCCACAACUGAACUUGAAGCUAAGACUGAUGAGAGUAAUGAGAUUGCACAAAUAGUUGGUGAUGUCAAAGUAGAACACAAUGAUAGCCAAGUAUCUCCAAAAGGCUCACUGGCCUUAUCAAAAUCCUCCGCGGAGCAGCUGGCCCGGUCUCGGCUAGAAGCAGCAGCCGUCACUCCACCAAAAGAAUCUAUCCUUGAUGUGUUACUAGAUAUGUCUCAGGCUUCCGGAGAAGAACUCUACAGCAAACCUCAGAGUACAACAUUAACUAGACCCGUCAGCACGGUGACUGAACUAGUCAGCACCGGAACAGAACUCCUCAGCACUGCCACGGACAUUGUCAGCAUUGUUACUGACACAGACAGUGCUGUCACUACCGAAAGCUUCAUCAUGGUGAAGGAUGGGGAACCGGAGACAAUAGACAACCAAACUCUAGCCAUAGAGUAUAAGAAACAAAAGCAUGGCAUAGUUUGCAAACUUCAGCGGAGGCUCAGCGAGCUAAAAGACACGCUUCACAUCAAACCUAAAUCUCCUAAAAAGGAAAAAAUUAAGACUGAAAUUCAAGAUCCGUGCAACACUCCAAACUUGGAUAGCUCUAAAAUGAACAGCGAUAGUGAUAAGAAGUUGCCUAAACCGGCCUUGAAGUCUCCAAGCUCUAUACAUACACAGGAGAAGAAUAAGUCUGUGAAGAUUGACUUGGCGUCCGAAAUUUCCGAUGACAAGGAAGAGGUAGAGUGUCAAGUCGACGAUCAGAUGCAAGUAGAUAUGUCCCUCACCGAGGAAAAAGACGAAGCGAAUGAAACUAAAGGCCAAGCCAAUGAUACUAAAGCGAUUUUAGACGCUCUUUCAGACUUUACUGACACCAGACGCUCCGGAGACUUCGGACCACCAAACCCGGAUAAGAUUAGACAAAGCAUCGCUCCCGAUAGGAAAUCCAUCGUUAUGUCCAGAGAGGAUCUGCUCCGGGAAAUCUCCAUGGCGCAGGUGCUCAUGAAAACUGAAACGGCCCAGACGGAGUUAGAUCUGGACGACACGCAGGGCAGCUCCGACGAGCAGGAGAGUCCCCCGCGGCUCAGCGGGGAGGUGGUUAAGACUCUACGUUUCGAAGACGACGAGUCCAUACUAGAGUCUAAACUCCUUCAGAAACCUGUGUCAUGCGACUCUCCCCCCUACCGGACGUCGUCCGUCAUCCCGGCGUACGAGAUCAGCGAUCCGGUGAAGGAGCUGAUGAAGGACCUCAUAAAGCCGCUGGCGGACGUGGACCAACCUCUGUUCCUCGACCCUUGUCGAAGCUCGCAGGCCAACGAGCUAGAUUCCAGCCAGAUCGACUUGAUUCCCGCUAAGCCUCUGCUCGUGUCUCCUCGCUCCUGUUUGAGAAAGAACGAGCAGGAGGUGGCUCACUCGGUGGCCCGCUCGGAGAUGCACGUCGACGCAGAGAUGGAGUCGAAGGUUAAUAAGAAAGCGGAGCCGGGGCCCGUCAUAGUGUUCGACCAUUUGAAUCCGCUGAAUAACGUGGUGCUGCCGCCGUUGGAUCGGGCCGUCGUUCACAAGUAUAACCCGGUGGGGUCGGAGCACAGCCUGACGCCGAGUAUCCCGAGCCUGGAGAGCGCGUGCUGCCAGACGGAGGCGGAGGCGGUAGCGGUGGCGGGGGCGGGCGCGGGGGCGGCGGUGGUGGGGCUGGCGCUGGCGCGCGCCACCGUGGACCGCGGCGUGGCCGUCGGCCUCAAGCUCGGCAGCUGCUUGAUCGACCGAGCGGUGGCGACCACCACUGUCAACACGCUCAAGGACUGCGAAGUCAACACCUCUAUUGUUAUGAAAGGCAACCGCGAGAUCCUGGCGCAGGACUCGUCGCUGACGCUGGUGGAUGACGUGCUCCCGCGCUCGCCCGUGCGCGUCAUCUUCAAGCUGGAGGAGCCCUACUCCUCCGUCAUGUUGGACUCCGACCUGUCGUCUGUGCAGGACGCGCCCGACACCGGCCGCAAGCGGGGACACGCGCCGGCUAGAGGCGCGGAGGUGACGCCGAAACCGGCGAUCAAGGUGCAGAAGGUGUCGAACAACAUGCAGGUGUCGCGGCGCCCGCGCAGCCAGUCGCCCGCCGGCAAGGACAAGGAGAUCGCGCCGCCCAGCAGAGGGUCGUCGGUGACGGUGGCGCAGCUGUACGCGUGCGCGCGCAGCGUCACCUCCGCCUCGGCCACCGACUCGCGCUGCAGCAAAGAUUGGCGUCCCGAGUUGCUUCACGAAGCGAGUUCCAAGAACUUAGUCGCCGAGCAGGAGUCCGGCGUCAACGUAGUGGCUAAGAUCGACGUACUGCCUUUCAUGGGCACCUCGGAAUGCGAGUGGGAGUCCCGAGCGGCGGACGUCUGGACAUUCCGGCUGCUGCGCGCGCGGCUGCGGCUGAUGAUCCGCCUCGAGCACCGCGCCACCAACACCACCCGCGUGCUGGUGCGCGCCGACACGCCCGUGCGCCUGGUGACCGUGCAGCACGUGCAGCAAGGUACGUGCGGCUGAUGAUCCGCCUCGAGCACCGCGCCACCAACACCACCCGCGUGCUGGUGCGCGCCGACACGCCCGUGCGCCUGGUGACCGUGCAGCACGUGCAGCAAGGUACGUGCGGCUGAUGA